GGCUUUUGGAUUGUAAAAUUCCAUUUAAUGCUGUGAUGUCGCCAUAUUUCCAAGAUAUGUUGGAUGGUGUUGCUGGUAUUGGACCUGGUUACAAGGGGCCUUCUUAUGAUAAGUUAAGGGUUCAUUUGUUGGCUGAUCUUAAAAGAGAAAGUCAAAUGCUAGUUGAUAGUUAUAGGAGUGCAUGGAAGGAAACUGGAUGUACCCUCAUGGCUGAUGGUUAGACAGAUCAAAGACAAAGAACGUUAAUCAAUUUCUUGGUGUAUUGUUCUAAAGGUUUGUGCUUUGUGAAAUCAGUAGAUGCUUCCAGUAUGGUAAAAAAUGCUUCACACUUGUGUACUUUGUUUUCUGAGGUGAUUGAAUGGAUUGGCCCAAAUAAUAUUGUGCAUGUUGUGACUGACAAUGCGGCCAAUUAUGUUGCUGCUGGUAGGCUUAUCAAUAGAAAAUAUGAUAAUAUCUAUUGGUCACCAUGUGCUGCUCAUUGCCUUAAUCUUAUUUUAAAAGAUAUAAGCAGCAUGGCGCAUAUUUCUAACCUUGCAACUCGUGCUUCAAAGAUCACAGUAUUUGUGUACAAUCAUACGGUUUUCUUAUCUUGGCUAAGACAAAGACCUCGUUGGAGAGAAAUUGUACGUCCUGGUGCAACCCGGUUUGCAACUGUGUUUAUUACAUUGAAGAGCAUCUUUGACUGUAAAAAGGAGUUGCAACAAUUGGUUGUAGAUUCAAUUUUCACUGAUCACAAAUUAGGAAGGAGUGCUACUGGUAGAGCUGUGAGUGCUAUUAUUCUGGAUGCCAAAUUUUGGGACGAUUGCUUUACUGUAUGUAAACUUGUGAGCCCUCUGAUUUACUUGCUGAGGGUUGUUGAUGCUGAUGACCCCCCAUCUUUGGGAUAUGUUUAUGAAGGAAUGCUAAGGGCAGAAGAUGCAAUUAAGGGGAUGUUUAGGCAAUCCAAGACUGCAUAUCAGCCGUACACAGAUAUUAUCAACUCAAGAUGGGACAAGCAUUUGAAGAAAGAUCUUCAUGCGGCAGCUUACUUCCUGAAUCCUAAAUUCUUUUUUAAUGAAAAUUAUAAAGAAGCACCUGAUGUUAUGCGAGGUUUGCUUGAUCUUGUUACCUUGUAUUGCAAGUGUAACAAUUUGGAUUCAGUUCAGGCAAUGAAAGAAAUACAUUUAUAUAGAGAUCGGAAGGAAAGUUUUGACAGACAAGAAGUUAUUCCAGCUGCAUCUGAACUUAAGCCUGAUGAAUGGUGGAGGUUAUUCGAAGGCUCUGCUCCAUAUCUACAAAAGAUAGCUGUUCGCAUUCUUAGCCAAGCAUCUGCUUCUUCUGGGUAUGAGAGAAAUUGGAGCCUUUUUGACCAGAUUCAUACAAAAAGAAGAAAUAGAUUGGAGCAUGAUAGACUGAAUGACAUUAUUUAUGUUACCUAUAAUUUGCGUCUUAAAUCCAGGAAGGAAAAAGAAAAAAGAAAGCAAAAGACACAGCAUGAUCCAAUUGAUUAUGAAAGUAUCAGUCAAGUUGACUUCUGGGUGACUGAAGAGGUUGUAGAGAAAGAGCCUGAUCUUCCUAGUAAUGUGGAUGACUUAUUGCGUGAAAUUGAUGCUGAUUUAUAUCCAAGUGGCGGUGGUAGUAGUGGUCUUUAUGCUGCAUCUCUUUCUUCUGCUGAUCAGGGUGGGAAUGAAGGUGAAGAUCAUCCCACCGAAGCAGAUUUGCAACAAGUUCUUGCGGAUUUUGAUUAUUGAUAAACCAUGAUG
Arachis ipaensis is the source of this 1742-nucleotide messenger RNA. RefSeq lists its product as uncharacterized. The record is from RefSeq and is a predicted model, not a curated record. Lineage: Eukaryota; Viridiplantae; Streptophyta; Magnoliopsida; Fabales; Fabaceae. Gene Ontology annotation, molecular function: protein dimerization activity.